Messenger RNA from Sodiomyces alkalinus F11, 1913 nucleotides. RefSeq names its product t-SNARE. NCBI's taxonomy places the organism in Eukaryota, Fungi, Ascomycota, Sordariomycetes, Glomerellales, Plectosphaerellaceae. Gene Ontology annotation, biological process: exocytosis; vesicle fusion; intracellular protein transport. The record is from RefSeq and is a predicted model, not a curated record. The transcript has 3 exons. Gene Ontology annotation, molecular function: SNARE binding; SNAP receptor activity. Gene Ontology annotation, cellular component: endomembrane system; SNARE complex; plasma membrane. The coding region runs from base 497 to 1444 and encodes 315 amino acids.
GCCUGCCACUCGCUCGAAGUUCUCUAUCGACUGCUUCCGCCUUCCGAAAAGAGACCGCAAGUCAGUCCAUCUCAAUAAUUACAUUGCUUCUAUUUUGCACAGAAUACCACGAACUCUUCUACUCUUAUUCAAGUUGCCAUUUGCAUGUCUAGCUGGUCAAAGUGAGCUAUACACUUGCCACCGCCACGACCAGAAUUAGACAGGGUAUUGGAAGGCUAUCGUGGAUGAGUGCCACAGCGUAACCAGGGUGGCUCCAACGCCAUAAGCGGCCAAUCUCCAACGUCACCAGGCAAAUUGCACUCUGCUGCCAUCUUCCCUUCCGAAUUAUUUCUGGGCCAAAAUUCGUUAUCCAGCCUGAAUUGUUCUGCGCGACUUUCAGAAAGAAACUUGCGCCCCAAAGAAUUCAUCGAUUGCUACUCUCCCCGAAUUCCUUCUCGACACCACACCACCCGCGCUUCUUCUCUAGUCCGCCCAGGUUGCCUAACAUUCUAUCAUCAUGUCGUACGGGCAGUAUAACAACAACCCUUACGCCCAGGCGCCCGCUGCCGAGGGCGGCUACGGAUACGAUCAGGGUCAACAACAUGGCGGAAACAACCAGUACGAGAUGCAAUCCUACGGCCAACAGCAGCAAUCAGGCGGCCCGGCCACCAUCAGCCAGCAAGACUAUCUCAGCCGCGUCCAGUACCUCCGAAACGAAAUCCGUUCCCUGACGUCCGACAUUGAACAUAUCGCUCAGCUACAUCAACGCGCUCUGGCGUCUACCGACGUCUCUUCGAAUCAACAGCUCAAUCAGGCCGUCUCGCAAACCCAAGUCCGUAAUACCGCCAUCACCAACGAAAUCAAGUUCCUUGAGCGCGAUGCCGCCCGUACCACCGACUCCUCCCGUGCCUCCAAGCAGGCCCAACUCAAUUCGGUCAGGAAGACAUUCCAAGACGAGCUGCAGAAGUACAUGCAGAUGGAGAGCGACUACCAGCGUCGCUACAAGGAUCAAAUCGCCCGCCAAUAUCGCAUUGUCAACCCGGACGCCUCCGAACAAGAGGUUCAACAAGCCACCGAGGCUGACUGGGGUAAUGAAGGUGUUUUCCAAACAGCGCUCAAGUCCAACCACCUAGGACAAGCCAACUCCGUCCUCGGCAACGUCCGGGCCCGCCACAGCGAGCUGAAACGCAUCGAGCAGACACUCGCCGAGGUGGCCCAGCUGUUCCAGGAGAUGGCAGUCCUCGUCGAGCAGCAGGAACCCGUCGUGGACGCCGCCGAGCAGAACGCCCAGUCCACCGUCGAGAACCUCCAGAAGGGCAACGAACAGGUCGAGGUUGCCAACAAGCACGCCCGCAAUCGCCGUAAGCUCAAGUGGUGGUGCCUCUUGGUCGUCGUCCUUAUCCUCCUCGCCAUCGGCCUCGGUGUCGGUCUCGGCAUUCACUUCGCCAAUAACGCGACCAACUAGAAAUCCGAUUCUGGGUCAUGUGAAAAGAAGAGAGUUUUACGCUGGACAAAAUGGGGAGGUACAUACGGUCGGUCAAGUGAUUGCCACUUGGACUUUUUGUUGUGGCAUUAGCCACUGGAACUUCUUGGGAACGGCGACAUCAUUCCUCCAUCGACAUCCAUCUGUCAUGGGUGAUUUGGAUUAGCUCAUGACAAUUUUGUGAUUGUUGUCCGAGGAAUAGCGAGUCACUGCACAUCAGAUGGGUUCCGGGAGUUUCUUAUUCUUAUUCUUUUCUUUUCUUUCUACUUUGCUUUGUUUUGCCUUAUGUCAUGUACUUUUCUUUUGCGACGCUGUUGCCGGUCCGCUGCGGUUCAUCGUCGCGUUCUGGAUGACUGGGAGUACCUAGAAACCACCUUGUACGUACCUAAUUCGAACGACCUAUUCACGACGAUUAAACUUGGCCCCUACCUUACCUUAGGCAGAAGCUCCU